Messenger RNA from Colletotrichum truncatum, 1320 nucleotides. RefSeq lists its product as uncharacterized. The record is from RefSeq and is a predicted model, not a curated record. NCBI's taxonomy places the organism in Eukaryota, Fungi, Ascomycota, Sordariomycetes, Glomerellales, Glomerellaceae. Gene Ontology annotation, molecular function: monooxygenase activity; FAD binding.
AUGGUUGGCAAUAAUCAAUUUGAUAUUGUUAUUGUUGGUGGUGGGAUCGCAGGCCUUUCGGCGGCAAUCGCUUUGAGGGGACCCAAUCGGCGUAUUACUGUGUUGGAACAGAGCCACCUGAACAAGGAAAUUGGUGCAACAAUAUCACUACAACCAAAUGCUUCAAAAAUUGUUAAGAAGCAAUGGGGCCUUGAAGACGUCCUUGCCAAAAAGGGCGCAAUGGCCGAUAAAGCUUUCCGCAUCUACGAUACAGAUGGCAAAUUGCAUGCAGAAAUCCCAUUUCAUUUGAAAAAGAGCUAUGGCGCUGAGCGCAUGGUUUACCACAGGGUUGAUUUGCAUGAUGCAUUGAAAGAAGGCGCGACGAAACAAAGUCCCGAGAACGGCUCGGUCAGCAUCCGUACCGGAUGUGUCGUUCAGAGUUGCGAUCCCGAUGCUGGUGUUGUGAAGCUUGAGUCCGGCGAGGAAAUCUCGGGAGAUCUCAUAGUCGGAGCAGACGGAAUUAAGAGUGUUUUGAGGAAAUCUGUUAUUGGUGUGGAAGAGCCUGCAAUUCCUACUGGAUUAUCAGCUUAUCGGCUCAUCAUGGACAGCUCCGAGCUGGAGGAAGAUAAGGACUUUACGGCGGUCAUUGACCCCCGAGAAUCUUUGACAACCAUGAUCAUGGGCCACGACCGCAGGAUUAUCAUGGGUCCCGCAAGGAAUGGCUCUAUUUACAGUAUUAUCGCUCUUGUGCCUGACGACCAGAUGCAAGAAAACGCAGAAGGAAAGUCAUGGACGACCAAGGGAGAUCCUGAUAAGCUUAGGAAGACAUUUGAGAUGUUUCCAAAGUGGGCUCAAGCAGUUUUCAAGAACUGCAAAGAGGUCGGACUAUGGCAGCUGCGUGACCUGGACCCGUUAAAGACAUGGUACCGUGGCCGCACAAUCUUAAUUGGGGAUGCAAGUCACCCAAUGCUUCCCACGCAAGGUCAGGGGGCAAGCCAAAGUGUGGAAGACGCCGAGGCUCUCGGGGCGAUCUUUGCCGAAGUCAAGAUCAAGCCCGCAACAGCCGAAGUUACCGCUCUUCUCAAGACUGUUUUCGAAUGUAGAUAUGACCGCGCAACGAUCAUACAAGCUUACAGCCGGCAGUCCGGGAAACCAGCGACAGAGAAGUCGAGCAACAAAAUCACCAUGAGGAACCCUGGCGAGUUUAUGGAUUACAACUGCACCUACAGCGGAGCGCGAGACUGGAUGGAGAAGCGCGUGAAGACAUCGGAGCGGAAUUGCGGGGAUCCACUUCAUACGGCGACGAAGCAGAUGACGACUCUCAGUCUUGGUAGCGAUUAA